This is a messenger RNA of Babjeviella inositovora NRRL Y-12698, 921 nucleotides long. RefSeq names its product Mec3p (gene MEC3). Gene Ontology annotation, biological process: double-strand break repair via homologous recombination; meiotic DNA integrity checkpoint signaling; mitotic intra-S DNA damage checkpoint signaling. The transcript has 2 exons. Gene Ontology annotation, cellular component: checkpoint clamp complex; nucleolus; site of double-strand break. The record is from RefSeq and is a predicted model, not a curated record. Bases 40 to 900 code for a protein of 286 amino acids. Lineage: Eukaryota; Fungi; Ascomycota; Pichiomycetes; Serinales.
UUUGGAUCUUAUGUCCCUAAAACUCAGAGUCUCUCUAGUAUGAAGUUGAAAAUAACUACCGGCUCAACCGAGACCCUUAAACACACGCUCGGCGCAAUCAUUGCAAUCCGGAAGUUUUGUGUAUUCCGGUUCACCCCCGAUACGCUUACGAUCAUCUCUGCGUCGCUCUCGGAGCCCCAGAUCUGGAGCACUAUUGCCGCUACGGCGUUCCUGACUUACGAAGUCGAAUCGGUACGUGACAACAUCGUUUCGGUUGAACUCAACAUCGAGCCGCUCCUUCAGGUCCUCCGCAGCUUUCACAAGACGGCAAGCUCAGACCAGCUCAAUAUCCGACUUCAGCGGAAGAACGCCGUGCACGGUCAGCGGUCUGCAAGCUUGGCAUUGUUCUAUACGGAACAGAACGCAUCCGGACACCUCAUUACGAACACAUUCCGCAUCCCCGUGCGGGUAUUGAACAAGGAAAGUGACGAGCGAAUCCUGGAGCCUCUCCUCACGAAAGUAGAUGUCUUGAUCAAGCUUCCGCUGGGAAUUACGUCGCUUUUCAAGCGCAUAGAGCGAUAUAAACGGACGGAUAAGGUUACGGUGACCGGCACGCGCAACGGCUAUCUUGGCUUGACCAUCAAAGAAGACGGAUUGAAAGUAACCAUGUCGUGGAACGCAUUGUUGGAUGUCAGUGAGGACGAACGGGGCAGCCAGAGCCAGAGCCAGCAUGAGGUAGGGCCAGACGAGCCGCUUUCGGUGGAUGUUAAACUCAAGGACUGGCGUCUCGGGGCCAAGAUGUGUGAUUUUUGCUCCAAGGUGGUGUUGAUCAUCAGUCGAGGGGAGGCCUUGGUGAUCCAUUGCUAUUCGGAUGACGAUCAAAGUGAGAUUAUUUAUUUUCUCAGCUCCGUGAGUGGGUGAGGUGAGGGAAGUGCAAGAAUC